UGAUCACGUGAGCGGUGUCUACGCGCAACAGUGGAGAGCGAAGAUGGCGGAUGGCGAGAGCGAGCAGGCCCCUGAGCCUUUCACCGAGCGACUAAGGAGAGCCCAAGCCGAGCUGAGGAGGCGCGGCCUGUCCGAAGAGUCCUCGGUGCAGUACUGCCAGCAUUUCUGCGAGAUCUUGGUACAAUAUGGUGAGAAGUGCAAAGCUUCUGAAGAACUCCUACCUUUAUUGGAGGUCUAUCGGAUUUCUAUCCAGAGUUACACAAAUGCAAGGCCUUACCUGACUGCAGAAUGUGCCCAUAUUCAUUUUGUGCUGAAUCGAUUAGCAGUGAGUUGUUUCGAACUUCUGUUGUCUCUGUCUGAAAAUGAGAUUCCACAAGAGGUAUGGCAACAACUACAACAGACAUUGCAGGAUUCUCACAUUGCAUUGCUGGAAUUUGGGCAUAAUGAACUGCAGGCCCUUCUUGCUAUCGCAAGAGAAGGUGGUGCAUGGAAAAAUCCAGUCCUACAAUGCGUUCUUUCCAAACAACCAGCAGAGAUUGAAGAAGUCAACAAUUACUUGAUCCAGGAGGGGCCUGCAUUCCUUGAGAUACGCAUUAAACAUCUGAUGAAGACAGACCGUAAGCUUGAUGCAACACUGCUAGCGAAAUGUUGUGCAGAAAAUUCAGAAAUUAACAGCAAAGGUGCUUUUCGACAAAUCUACCUCACUUGUCUCUGUGCUAUGGGACCCAAUGAGGAGGCAGCAAAAGAGAUUGCCCGUGUUGAUUGCAAGGAAGUACUGGAUAUUAUUUGUAAUUUGGAGUCUGAUGGCCAGGAUAGUGCUGCUUUUGUCCUGUGUACAACAUUCCUUACACAUCAGCUACAGCAGGAAAGUGUCUAUUGCUCUUGGGAACUUACACUGUUUUGGAGCAAGUUGCAGCGAAGAAUGGAUCCCUCCUUGGAGUCCUUUCUGGAACGCUGCCGGCAGCUUGGUAUCAUUGCAAGAACAGUGUACCACAUAUUCUUCCUUAUAAAAGUUAUCCAAUCUGAAGUAAGUAACCAGUUGAUUUCUUGAAAUUGAAAAGCUGUUUGUUUAGUAAUUGGGUUUUUUCUGUCAUGCCUUACUUAACUGUUGUCUUGAAAUUCACUCACUUUAUAGUCCCUGUUACUUGAGUUACUUGAUUUAAAAAAAGGCAAGCUGUUAAAUAUUUAUAUCAGUUCUUUUGUGAUAGUUCUUUAGCCAGUGUUGCCACCUUUUUUUGAUUUUAUAAAUCUGAAAUUGGGUAUGGAUUUGUUGAUCUGCCUUGAGCCAAGAUGCUACAAAUAUUGUUUAUGCCAGUGCAUCUUAAAUUGGAUGUUAGAGCACAGAGCCUGUUCAGUAAUCAGUCACCCUAAUAAAAAAUCGAGAUGUGUACUGUUAGCUGGCUACCAUAUUGUGGAACUUAAUUGAAGCUAGAGGGUCUUCAACUAGCUGAAGAAGUUGCAGAGAUACUCUGAAGUCAAC
Rhincodon typus (whale shark) is the source of this 1480-nucleotide messenger RNA. It is a transcript of the gene rlf, whose product is annotated as RLF zinc finger. The record is from RefSeq and is a predicted model, not a curated record. Gene Ontology annotation, biological process: regulation of transcription by RNA polymerase II. NCBI's taxonomy places the organism in Eukaryota, Metazoa, Chordata, Chondrichthyes, Orectolobiformes, Rhincodontidae. Gene Ontology annotation, cellular component: nucleus. Gene Ontology annotation, molecular function: DNA-binding transcription factor activity, RNA polymerase II-specific; DNA binding. The transcript is spliced from 7 exons. Bases 44 to 1051 code for a protein of 335 amino acids.